AUGGAUUAUCCGACAACAAAACCAACACCACCAAAAACCACUACUACUAAUACACAACGGCCAACGACUACUACUAUGUCCACAACCGCUACUACUACUACAACUACAGAUCCGCCUACGUCGACGGUCCCCAUCACCACCACUACCACUACCGCCACUACCACUACCACUACCACCACAGUACCAACUACAACCGCUACAAGGACGACCACGACACGUCCAUCACCACGUCCAACAACGACUACGACCACCACCACUACUACAGAUCCUCCUCCUCCUCCCCCACCACCACCACCACCAUCAUCAUCAUCAUCAUCAUCAUCAAUAACAACAACUACUAUCGUUACAACUUCUUCCGAUGCCAAUUCACCUUCUACUCCUACCUAUUCAAGCCCUACUAGCACUUCUCACCUCAUCCCUCGUCCUACAAUUUCCACAUCUAAUAGUAAUGGUUCUGGUAUGCCUGUUGGUGGUAUCAUUGGCAUUGUCCUCGCAGUCCUGGUCAUCCUCCUUGCAGCACUCAUAGGUGUCUUCAUGGUCAGUAAACGACACCGUCGUAUGUUAAAUCGCAACAGCAACGCUAGCAUGUUCAGUCCUUUGAACUUGGACAUGCAAGAGAACCAUCUGCAACAUCCACGCAAGGAUCCAUUAUCUUUGCCUCCAAUUCCUAGUUCUCCUGGGGGAACCAUCGCCACAACAACAACAACUGCCGCAGCAGCAGCAGCAGCAGCAACAGCAGCCGUUGGCGUUGGCCAUGGUGCUCACGGCAGUUACGGCAGUCAUGGUGGUCAUGGGGCUCUGCAUACAAUGAAUGGUCCGCAAUCUUCAGAACCCUUAAAUUAUCAUAGAACAAGCGGUAUCUCUGGAAGAUCUGAUAGCCUCUAUAUCCCAUAUGAUGGCGAGUCGCAUUAUCUCGGUGGUGGCGUUGGCGCUGAAGGAAUGGUGAAUGGUUAUAUGCCUCAAGUCGAUCCCAUGUACGGAUAUUAUGCAGCCGAUCUACAAGACACAUUUGGCCAAUACGACCCUGAUUAUAUUGCUCAACUACAGGACCCACAGGAUGAUGCUGCAGCUGCAUACCAUCGGUAUCCGGAUCAGCUCUAUCAGCAACAUGGAGUAAAUAUGAAUGCGCCUGUCACCUAUUAUAGCCCACGGGAUAACAAUAAUGCAACUGCGAUGCCUUUCUACGAUAUGCCGAAUCGAGAUUAUCAAUUCCAGUUGCAACGCUCCUCUGAUAUAGUGCCAUUGGAAGCGACCCGUUCCACAUAUGUGGAUGCAGAGAGUGAAGCACAUGGUGCCACAAAAGACACGCCUCAGCCCUCAAGUCCAUCACAUCCUCAAUCGCUAUCUCAGUCUCAGUCUCCCCAGCUUCAGCCUCAGCCCCAGCCUCAAUCACCGUAUCAAUCUUCAUCUCUAUCUCCUUCUUCCUCUCAGUCCCAGUCUCAGUCCCAGUCUCAGAUAGGAAUGGAGCACCGUUCCAGCAUGCUUAGCAGUAGUUCUUCCUCCCGUAGAAACCCUCAAUUGCUGUUGAAAAACCAAAAUCCUCAGUUCGUAGAUAAUCAUAACAAGUAG
This is a messenger RNA of Lobosporangium transversale, 1569 nucleotides long. RefSeq lists its product as hypothetical. The record is from RefSeq and is a predicted model, not a curated record. Bases 1 to 1569 code for a protein of 522 amino acids. The transcript is spliced from 2 exons. Lineage: Eukaryota; Fungi; Mortierellomycota; Mortierellomycetes; Mortierellales; Mortierellaceae.